CGACACGCCGAAUUCACGCGAGUUCCUCUCUUAAUCUCCCCGCGAUCUCGGGGGAGAAAAAGAUCGCCUGGAAUCGUAUUACGACGGUCGCGCCGGUUGAUACGUGCGGAUUAACAUGCCCUGGAUUAGUUUCUCCUACGAGAUUUUCCGAGAGAGCGGAGAGAGAGAACUCGGCUGUGUCGCGGGCGCGCGAGAGCGGACUCGACAGGUGUGGCGCUGUUGUCCACCGUCGGCCAGGAGGUGAAACACGGACCUGAUUAAUGCCGGGCGCGCGCACCUACCUAUGCGUGGGCAUGCCACUCGCGUUGCGUGGGUGUCUCUUCGGCUACCUGGCUCUGUCCCAAGGGCACUGAUCGCCGUCGCCACCGUCCGAGCGCGCAUAUAUAUAUAUAUAUAUUGGCGAACGCGCGCGCGCGUACACGUACCGGAAUAUAUCGUUCACGCAUACACAUUUGCCUGGUGGACAGACGACGAGGCCACCUGAGAGAAACGGAAGGAACGAACGAAGAGACAGACGGACGGACGGACAGAUGGACGAACGAACGAACGAACGAUAGCUCCUUAAAGGAAAACUAAGGGGCGGCGGAGUCGAUCGAGCUAGGGAAGCGAGAUGCAGAGUUAUUACCAAUAAUGGUAAUGAAGAAAACAUGGAGACGAGAGAUUGUCGUUUAGAAAUACCGGUCAUGUAUCUGGAACGACGUUGAAGUAAUACAUGCAUCGCAUUCACGUGAUCGUUAAAACGCUAUUAAUAUAUCAUGUCAUAUUAUAUCCAGACACUAUGCGAACAACUGGAAAUGUUGGCCUAAUAAGUGGAAAGAAUUCACCGAAUAAAGGAUUCACUGGAGUUUGAUCUGUUUACAACUUUUACGAUGUUGCGUGCCGCAAUUAGUCAAGCUACUCGAAAAUGCAGUAACGCCUGCUCGGUGAAAUGCAAGCGACUGGAAGGAAAAGUCGCGAUCGUGACAGGCUCGACAAAUGGUAUAGGCCUUUCCAUAGCGAAACGUUUAGCACAGGAAGGUGCUAAGGUAAUGAUUAACAGCCGCAAAGAAUCGAACGUGAAGAAAGCCGUGGACGAGCUGAAAUGCGCAAAAUUACAAGUUGCCGGCGCCGUCUGCCACGUAGGCAAGUCAGCGGAUAGGAAAAACCUGCUUGAGAAAACCAAAACAUGUUUUGGCGGUCUGGAUAUCCUGGUGUGUAACGCGGCUGUCAGUCCAGCGCUUAGUACAACAAUGGAAACUACGGAAAAGUUGUGGGACAAAAUCUUCGACACCAAUGUUAAGUCGACUUUCCUGUUCAUGAAGGAAUCGUUGCCAUUCCUCAAGUGCAGUAAAUCACCUUCUAUUAUUAUCGUGACCUCGGUCGCGGCGUAUCAUCCCAUCGACCUAUACCAGUCGGAGACAACACACGAUUCUGUCGUGUCAAAUAUCAGUAUGGGAAGAACGGGAACGCCGGAUGAAAUCGCGGGCGUAGCCGCGUUUCUAGCGAGCGACGACGCUUCCUACAUUACUGGCGAGUCCAUAGUGGUGGCGGGCGGAAUGAAAUCUAGACUGUAGACUCGCUUUUAAAUUUGUAAUCGACUAAUCGUGACAUACCAUUUUAUACGCUCCAACGCGCGUUUACAGACUGCUCAUUUCAAAUUUCUCUAUGGAAUUAUUGAUUGAUUUCUAGCUACUGCAUUUUUUAGACAUAUUUAUAACACAUCGCGAGGAAUUAUUGUACGUCUCGAAGGAUCGAAGUAGAUUCGACAAUGUCUGUCGAAAAAAAAAAUCUCAACUGU
Messenger RNA from Dinoponera quadriceps, 1777 nucleotides. Its product is annotated as dehydrogenase/reductase SDR family member 4-like. Gene Ontology annotation, molecular function: carbonyl reductase (NADPH) activity. The record is from RefSeq and is a predicted model, not a curated record. The transcript has 5 exons. Bases 870 to 1553 code for a protein of 227 amino acids. NCBI's taxonomy places the organism in Eukaryota, Metazoa, Arthropoda, Insecta, Hymenoptera, Formicidae.